This is a messenger RNA of Penicillium angulare, 816 nucleotides long. Its product is annotated as HpcH/HpaI aldolase family protein. Gene Ontology annotation, molecular function: aldehyde-lyase activity. Gene Ontology annotation, cellular component: cytoplasm. The coding region runs from base 1 to 816 and encodes 271 amino acids. The transcript is spliced from 5 exons. The record is from RefSeq and is a predicted model, not a curated record. Lineage: Eukaryota; Fungi; Ascomycota; Eurotiomycetes; Eurotiales; Aspergillaceae.
AUGUCCUUCACAACUCCCAUCCAGGCUACUUUCCAGGGAUCAUCCCCCGCAUUCGGCUUCUGGCUCACACUACCCAGCGCCGGCGUUGCGAAAACAAUUCUACACGGUUCUACCGGAUCGAGUACUCGGUUCUCCUGGGUUUUGGUUGAUGCAGAGCACGGAUUGAUCUCCGAUCACCACUACUAUGAGCUCAACAACUCCAUUGGUUCUGAAAAUGCUAGCCCUAUUAUUCGUGUCCCCAAUGCCGAAGAAUGGAUGAUCAAGCGUGCUCUUGAUGCUGGUGCGCAUGGAAUCAUGACUCCCAUGUGUCACUCAGAGGUCGAUGCCGCCAACGUCGUAAAGUGGACUAAGUACCCACCCCACGGUUCACGAGGAUAUGGCCCGAUGUUCGCGCCACACUCUUUCCCUAACGUGGACCCUGGCGCCCAAUAUGACCAAGGAGCCCAGAAGGGCAUUACUGUCGCCGUUCAGAUUGAGUCGAAGUCUGGACUUGAGAAUGUAGAGAAGAUUGCUGCUGUUCCCGGCAUUGAUGUGCUUUUCAUUGGACCCUUCGAUCUUGCCUUGCAAACAGGUGUUAAGCGUGGUGGGGAGGAGCAUGAGGCUUCUAUCCAGCGUAUUAAGGCUGCUGCCCAUGCCUCUGGAAAGAAGGCUGCUAUUUUUUGUACCGAUGGAAACGAUGCUCAGAAGCGGGCCCAACAGGGCUUUGAUAUGAUUUCUGUUACUACAGAUGUUGGAGUUUUCCGUAAUGCUAUGCUGGGCGAAUUGAAGACUGCCAAUGGGGAAACCGUGCAGGGUGGCUCUAGAGAAGGCUACUAG